Molecule: messenger RNA, 2510 nt
Organism: Penicillium brasilianum
Lineage: Eukaryota; Fungi; Ascomycota; Eurotiomycetes; Eurotiales; Aspergillaceae
Source: the annotation of a GenBank genome assembly
CGCAAUAACAAAGUAGCUUCUUUGGCCUUUCGGAGAUCCCUCCCUUGACAACGCCGUGCAUCUGCAUCAUGUGGAUUCUUGAGCAACUCGCCCGUCUUCUUGACCGUCCGCUCUUCCCAUGGAAGAACGUUCUCGUGGGGUUCUCCCUGGGUCAGUUCGUCCUUGAGGGCCUCCUUUCUCUCCGACAGUACAAGGUUCUCCAGAAGACAAAGGCCCCUAAGGUCCUCGAGGGCGAGGUCACCCAAAAGGUCUUUGAUCAAAGCCAGGCGUAUGGUCGCGCCAAGGCUAAGUUCGGCUUCGUUUCCGGUCUCUACGGUCAAAUCCAGAAUCUCGUUUUCGUCUACGGCGAUGUCCUCCCCAAGCUCUGGGGCGUCGCGGGCUUCGUGCUGGCGCGGUACUUCCCCGAUCGUUUCCAGGGCGAGAUCUCGCAAACGCUUGUGUUCAUCUUCGGUUUCAACAUUCUCAGCACCAUCCUCUCGCUCCCGAUCUCCUACUACAACACCUUCGUACUGGAGGAGAAGUUCGGUUUCAACAAGCAGACUCUCAAGCUUUGGGUGACGGACAUGCUAAAGGGUCAGAUGCUGGGCAUCGUUUUGGGAGCUCCGAUUAUCAGUGCCGUGCUCAAGAUUGUCCAGAAGACUGGUAACUCUUUCUUCUACUACCUCUGGCUUUUCGGUGUCUUCGUCCAGGUCUUCGCCAUUACUAUCUACCCCAUUGCUAUUCUGCCUUUGUUCAACAAGCUGUCCCCUCUGGAGCCUGGCGAGAUCAAGACUGGUGUGGAGAAUCUUGCCAAGAAGCUCAAGUUCCCUCUCUCGGAACUGCACGUCAUCGAUGGCAGCAAGCGUAGUGCCCACAGCAAUGCUUACUUCUACGGUCUGCCCUGGAAGAAGCACAUUGUCAUCUACGACACCCUGCUUGAGAAGAGCCAGCCCCAGGAGGUCGUCGCCGUCCUGAGUCAUGAGCUAGGUCACUGGAGUCUGAGCCACACCACCAAGCUCUUUGGCAUUGCUCAGUUCCACAUGUUCUACAUAUUCGCCCUGUUCUCCGUCUUUGUCAACAACAAGUCUCUCUACCAAUCUUUCGGCUUUGUCAAGGAGCAGCCCAUCAUGAUUGGUUUCCUUCUCUUCUCGGAUGCUCUCGCACCCAUGGACGCCGUUGUGAAGCUCCUGAUGAAUAUCCUAAGCCGCAAGUUCGAGUUCGAGGCCGAUGCCUUCGCUCAGGGUCUUGGGUACACCAAGGAACUCGCUUCUUCUCUACUUAAGCUGCAGAUCCAGAACCUGAGCACCAUGGAUGCGGACUGGAUGUAUGCUAGCUAUCACUACUCGCACCCCAUUCUGACCGAGCGUCUCGCUGCUCUUGGCUGGAAGGGUGGCAGGGUUACCGAGCUCAAGGCAGAGGACAGUGAGCAGCCAGUCAAGGCUGCGGAUCGCGAGCUGUAGAUGUCGACAGCGCGGGGGCAAUGCAGUGACCAUAUCACGACGGAUUUUUUUUUUUGCCAUACAUGGUGGGUCAUAUAUAGGAGUGGGUUUUUAGGGAAGCAAAAAAGCUCGAGGCUUCCAUCAUGAUUCGGAUUGGGCCAUUCCCGAGGUUUGGCACCACCCUGUCUAUUGGGGUAAAAUAACGCUUUUUUGCAUCCAGGCAAUGAAAUGCAUGCAGUUCUCACGUUCCCAAAACCAGAAAUAUUUCCAGUAACAGGGGGGGAAACGUGUACCAGGAAGGGGUAAUCAAGUAAAAAAAGGGAAAAAGAAGAAAGAAAAACUCCGACCCAAUGCGACAACGCCCAUAGCUCAAAGAUCCCAGCCAAACAGAAAAGCAAUCGAUCCUAGUCAACCUCCUUCUUGGCCUUAGCCUUCUUCUCUGCCAAGCGUCUCUCCUUCUUCAACCUCUUACGCUCUUCCUUAUCAACAGCUGCCAACUGCUCCUCCUGUUCAGCAAAGGCCUCCGCCUCAGUCUCCAUCUCCACGUCUCUCAUCUCCAGAUCAUCCUUCUCGCCUUCACCCUGCUCCUCCCCAUUCUCAAGUUGAUUGGUCGAAGCGCCCGCCGCGGGAAUAUCCAGGUAAUCCUCGCCGGGAUUCUGCUUCUGGACAGUAAGAUCGCGACCUAGGACUUCACCGGCCAGACCGGCCUGCACGCGCUUCAGAUUGUGGAGGAUCAAGUUUGGCGCGGCGGAGGUUGUGCGGGAGAUGGGACCGCUCUCGUUGAUGCUGGCGUUUGGCUGGAGGGAGGCAUCGGUUCGUGCACGCUCCAGGUACAUGGCCAGGAACUCGUGGGCCUCGGAUUGGGAGAUUGGCUUGGUGGUGAGCACCGUGGUCGGCGGGAGGGCGACGGGGCCUUGAGCGCUCAUUUUGAGGGGCGAGGGUGGUCAAUGGCCGGUUGUUGUGGCGAAUUGAAGGUCUUUAUAUAGACACUGGAGGCUGUGUCUGGAGGUUGGACCAGGAAUAGCGUAGAUGGAGUCCGGAGAGAUCUUUGGACCAAGUCGUUGGUGAAGUAUCGGCGCAUUUGCGACAGAA